This is a messenger RNA of Ostertagia ostertagi, 378 nucleotides long. NCBI's taxonomy places the organism in Eukaryota, Metazoa, Nematoda, Chromadorea, Rhabditida, Trichostrongylidae. The record is from the annotation of a GenBank genome assembly.
AUGUUUAGUCGAUUAUCAAGUCGUUUGGCUGUUCCUAUUGCUGGCAAAGUUCCAAAACGUGUCUCGGCUGACGAGGCAGUGUCAUGUAUCACUUCCGGUAACGACAUCUACGUUCACCCGCAUGCAUCUACCCCUACCGAGCUGCUUGACGCGUUAUGCCGACAUGUGAAACGUAACAACCUCUCCCGAAUACGACCUGCACAUAUCAUCCUACAGGGACGGAUUCCUUGGACAGACAGCGAGUACUGGGGGAAGAUUCGUUCGAAUUGUCUUUUCAUUUGUGGAAAUCUGCGACGGCUUGUAAACGAAGGUCAGAUUGUCUUGUCUUGUUUGAAAGGAGUGCGCAAUCUUCUUGCAGCACUUAUGGUUGUUAUCUGA